Puccinia triticina is the source of this 1296-nucleotide messenger RNA. RefSeq lists its product as uncharacterized. The record is from RefSeq and is a predicted model, not a curated record. NCBI's taxonomy places the organism in Eukaryota, Fungi, Basidiomycota, Pucciniomycetes, Pucciniales, Pucciniaceae. The transcript is spliced from 2 exons. The coding region runs from base 1 to 1296 and encodes 431 amino acids.
AUGAUCCUGUCCGGUGGUACCCAUGAUGAACCGGUCGGGUCUCAAUCCGAUCAUCAGAACAGGGCGAAACGGGAAGACGAGAGCGCAAUCUAUUUAUGCAUCGAUGGUGGAGGAACGAAGACGAAUGUGUCGAUAGCUGGAAGGCUUGCGGGUGAUGGAAAUGGAAAGCUCAGGAUCCUAAGUCAAGGGCAACACCGCUCCUCGAACUACACGGGUGUCGGCCUAGAGCAGGCGAUACUAUCGAUUGGAGACGCGACGAUCGCAGCGCUCCGUUCGUUACCCGCAGGAGGGGCACUGACCCAAGCACGGAGCUGGACGUACGAUGGCUUCCAGAGCAACGGGUGCGCGUCCCGACCGGCACCUUUCGCAAGGAUCUGGGCCGGCUUAAGCGGGGUCGAUGGGCCGGAAGACCAUCGGCUCGUCUAUGCCGGCCUGGCUAACCUCUUCGGUCUCACCCCUUUUCUCGCACGCGAUCCCGACGACCAGGCCACCCCGAGACUCAAAGUCACUAACGAUUGCGACCUCCUAUGUAGCGCCAUAGAAACCGUAUACAAGGUCCAUAAAUUCUCGCCCGAUACUCCCUGUUUGGGCGGCAUAGUCUUGAUUGCUGGCACCGGAAGUAUCGCAACUGCGUUUGGACCAUCAUCCAAGGCCACCCAAAGCCCAGACCACCACGCAGAGACUCUCGAACCCCUGGGUAGGCUAGGCGGCUAUGGAUACUUGCUUGGCGACGAAGGCUCAUCGUAUUACGUUGGACAACAGACCAUCAAGAUGCUUUUGGCCUUCUUCGAUUGUCAUCAAGAGCCCAGAAAAUCCUCGAUGGAUCUCGAGAGUGAUCCAACCCCGCCCAGACGAAAGCCGCUGGGAAUGGACGAUCAGGCGCUCGAACGCUCGAGCUUACUGGCCCCAGUCAUGGCCCAUUUCGAGAUCGACCGUCUAGAAAACCUGCUUGCCUCGGUAUAUUCGAUCACCAGCGAGCACGAGCGAAAGCUGAAGAUAGCUGAGCUGUCGCGUCUAGUGAUGAGAGCGGCGUUCGACGAGCAACAACCGGACCGGUUCGCGCGGAGGAUACUGGAGCGAGCGGGCGAACGAUUGAGCGAGUUGGUCUGUGAUCUGUGUGCACUCUACGAUCUCAAGCCUGAGCAGAUGGUCCUCUGCUUGGGUGGUGGGAUGUGGUCUUACACCCAAUUCAGAGACCUCGUCCUCCAGACUAUGCGCCUCAAGUGGAACGCCAAUUGGGGCUGGGUUGAAACUGUCCAUCAACCUGACCAAGUGGCUGCCGUUUCUCUGGUUUAG